Molecule: messenger RNA, 979 nt
Organism: Perca fluviatilis (European perch)
Lineage: Eukaryota; Metazoa; Chordata; Actinopteri; Perciformes; Percidae
Product: glutathione S-transferase A-like
Exons: 6
Coding region: 81-752 (223 amino acids)
Source: RefSeq, a predicted model, not a curated record
CGCACUCCAGCUUCACUCCUCACCUCUUCCGCCACUCACAACUCCAGGUGCUGUAAGGCGUAGCAGUUGACUCUAAAACUAUGGCCAAGGACAUGACUCUUCUGUGGGGCUCUGGCUCUCCUCCCUGCUGGAGGGUGCAGAUCGCUCUGGAGGAGAAGAAUCUGCAGGGCUACAACCAAAAACUGCUCUCCUUUGAGAAAAUGGAGCACAAGUCCAAGGAAGUCAUGGACAUGAAUCCCAGAGGACAACUCCCUGCCUUCAAGCAUAAAACCUAUGUCCUGAAUGAGUCCUGCGCUGCCUGCAUCUACCUGGAGAGCCAGUUCAAGUCCCAGGGAAACCAGCUGAUCCCUGACUGCCCAGCUGAGCAAGCCCUGAUGUACCAGCACACACUUGAGAGUCUCACACUCAACCAGAAAAUGGCGGAUGUUAUCUACUACACGUGGAAGGUCCCUGAGGCAGAGAGACACGACUCUGCUGUGAAGAGAAACCGAGAGACUCUGAGUACUGAGCUCAAGCUGUGGGAGGGAUACCUGCAGGCAUCAGGACCUUUCCUGGCAGGAAAGAACUUUUCCCUGGCUGAUGUGGUAGUUUAUCCAACUAUCGCUUAUGUCUUCCGUUUUGGGUUAUGUGAAGAGCGUUACCCUAAACUGGCAGCUUACUAUAACUCUCUGAAGAGCAGACCCAGCAUCAAAACCACCUGGCCUCCUACCUGGUUGGAGACCCAGGGAUCGGACAUGCUGAAAGACCUCUGAGAAUCAAACACACAGCAACUGACACGCUGAAAUGUUCCUGUUGUGUUAUAUGUAACUACUCCUUGCGUUGCACUACUCUAGCUUGCAGCAUUUUUAUUACAUUCAGCAAUAUGCAUUUGCUGUUACUGUGUUAGUUAAUUUGUAUUAACAUUAAUGUGUUUGUGACUUAAACAGCAGAGGAUUCUUUUUGUGUGUUGUAAAGAAAAACAAUAAAAUAUGUAAUUUCA